Molecule: messenger RNA, 1695 nt
Organism: Oncorhynchus tshawytscha (Chinook salmon)
Lineage: Eukaryota; Metazoa; Chordata; Actinopteri; Salmoniformes; Salmonidae
Gene: syap1
Product: synapse associated protein 1
Exons: 9
Coding region: 121-1227 (368 amino acids)
Cellular component (GO): synapse; cytoplasm
Source: RefSeq, a predicted model, not a curated record
AAGAACAAGAAUCGCACCAUUUCCUGGUGACGUAAACACAGAACCAUGAAGGUAAAAUUCUAAGCACUUAGUUUACAAUCGAUUUUCUAUCAUAGCUACAACCGAAAGACAUCGGCGAAAAUGUUCAAAGGGUGGGGAACGUGGCUGGGUAUAGAGAACAACACCUCGACGACAGAGGAGAGCGAAGUGGCUGACGUUGCUGUGGAGGAGAAAAUUGUUCAAGACCAAAAUGAAGUAAACAAACAACACGAACCUCCAGCAACAGAAGAACUGGGGCAGGAGGACGGAGACACCGUCCAACUCAUCUCUCAGCAAGCUAAAGGAUUCGGUGGCUUAAUAUUCAACUUUGCCAGCAAUGCUACCAAGAAGAUCUCCAACUCUGUGGCAGAGACCGCACACACCAUCAAGAAGAGCGUGGAAGAAGGGAACAUAGAUGGAAUUUUUGACAAGACUAUUUUGGGGGAUUUCAAAAAAGAACAGGACAAAUUUGUCCAAGAAAAGAAAGCUAAGAAAUCAGACACAGCUGUACCACCAUGGGUUGGCUACAGUGAGGAGGAGACCAUGCAGCAACAGAUCCUGGCUUUGUCCGCUGACAGGAGGAACUUCCUGAGAGACCCACCAGCUGGAGUUCAGUUCCAGUUCGACUCUGAGCAGAUGUAUCCUAUCGCCAUGGUGAUGCUGCAGGAAGAUGAGCUACUGAACAGGAUGCGCUUCGACCUGGUCCCCAAACAAGUGAAGGAGGAUGUGUUCUGGAGGAACUACUUCUACCGUGUGUCCCUGAUAAAGCAGUCGGCCCAGCUCACGGCCCUGGCAGCACAGCAGCAGGCUGUAGACCACAGAGAGGAGCAGAAGACCAUCAGCCCGGAGGAUGUCAGCCUCACAGAAAAUACCAUCAGACCAAAAACACCUCCAGUAUCCAUUAGUGACAUUCCCAAGAGUGGAGAGCAGGAGGAAGAGGAGAAUGAGAUCUCCACCAGCCCUGGGGUCUCCGAGUUUGUGAGCGAUGCCUUUGACUCCUGUAACAUCGACCAUGAAGACCUGAGGAAAGAGAUGGAACAGCUGGUGCUGGACAAGAAGGAGGACGCUGCAACUCCAGAAGAGGAGACAGCGGACUGGGAGAAGGAACUCCAGGCAGAGUUACAGGAGUAUGAGGUGGUGACGGAGGCAGACAACAAAGAUGACAACUGGGAUAAAGAGAUCGAGAAGAUGCUUCAGUCGGACGAGUAGAGGUGACCGACCCGUCUUGCUUCAGUCUAGUAUCUCUGAUAUGAGAGAGAGCACCAUGAAGGAUCAGAAACCAUGACCUUGUCUAGUCUAGACCAUAGAAAUAGAAUGGUAUAGAAAUGAAGGGAACCGCUGCAUACAAACCAUUAAGUGUUUGUUUCAGCACACUCUAGAAUGGGAACAUCUAUGGGGUGUAUUCUGAUCUGGUGGUGGUCAGGAGUUGAAAUACUGUAUAAUAUACAUUUUCUGUCUGUACAGUUUAGUGGCUGGCUGUCAUUUUAGCUGUGAACGUUUAUGGCCGAGGAGGCAACUGACAUAUUGCAUAUUGUUAUUUUUUUUCUCUAUUCUGCUCUUUUCUUUUUCUGGAAUUCUUUUGCAGUUGGGAUGUGUGCGUCUAUCCAAAUAAUACUUGUUUCUGUGCUACUCAAAUCCUGCUUUCAGUUUUUCCCAAAUAAAUAUACUUCUUUCCAA